Messenger RNA from Bactrocera tryoni, 1102 nucleotides. RefSeq lists its product as uncharacterized. The record is from RefSeq and is a predicted model, not a curated record. Lineage: Eukaryota; Metazoa; Arthropoda; Insecta; Diptera; Tephritidae. The coding region runs from base 474 to 1043 and encodes 189 amino acids. The transcript has 4 exons.
AACCGAACAAUCGCAAUAAUUGAUGCUGUUUCCAUAACAACUGUGUUGAACAAAAAGCCUUUUACCUUUCUAGCAGGGUUUGAACCUAUAGGUAUCGGAUGGGUUCACAUGAAAGAAGCGAAAAGUUAACCUGGUCGAAUAUUAUUUAAUAAGUGCAUUUAUGUUUAGAGUAUCACGCUUGAACACUACCUAUCUGUGAGUUAAUAAAUAUUUUUGCGUGAUUUGCUGUAAUUUCAAUAAUGUUCGUGCAGUAUCUUGUCAUCUUGUUACAUUGGCCAUCGACAACAGAACAUAACAGUAAUUAAUUAGCCAACUACGAGCUCACCAUUCAGUGAUGCUUGUAGAUGCAAAGAUAACUCAGGUAUUCAGAAAUUAAGCCGAUGUUAUAUAAAUGCUGAUUACAUGUACACACAUAUAAUAAAUUUCUAUAUAAGUUGGGGAGAAGUAGACACAAGUUCAUAGUCUAGUUAAAAAUGCUACCCAACUUACUGGAGCACAUAUUUUACUUCGCAUCACUCUACGUACUUGUGGUCGUUGUUCAGGCAGUUAAAUAUGACUUUGUCGUAGAAAACGAGGACGUGUUUACGCCAUGCGAAGACUUUCCAGAUAAAUUCAUAGAUAAGUUCUUCGACAUUUCUGGUUUAUCCUUUGAGCGGGAAGCCGACCUUAUAAAAGUCACCGGAGAUGUCAAGCUGAUCCAUGAAUUCGAUAAAGCUAUUCCUAUUCAGCUUGAUGCGCAGAUAUAUAAGAGGUCGCGCGGAGAGUGGGUUGACACUAUCUACAAUAUUCGCCGACCGGAUUUUUGUCCGACGCUGUAUAGUGAAAACGAGCUGUGGUUUAUAUUCACUAAAGUGGUGCCGGAGCAAGACCGCAAGUGUCCGCCGCAGCCUGGUCUCACAAUAUCGUUCGACUCGCUGUUCGGUUUGUCGUAUGAUAUAUAUGAUCGCAGUGCUGAGGGCGAGUAUAAGUUAAAAGUCAUGAUAGGCCAAGGAAAAGACAUCAUGUGCUUCGAAAUUGAGUCGAGUGUCUACAAAAGUGAUUGAAUGUCUCUGUGUUUAGAUGUUUGUAUAUAAAAUUUAUUGAAUAAAUUGAUGCUAAUAAA